AAUUCAUCGCUUUUCUCCGGAGAUUCUCUGGCUAUCUCACUCGAGAAGCGAUGAUAACAAGAUCGAAUCUAGCAGAGCAGCUGAGAGAAUACCAGAUUCGAUCAAAACACGAUUGGGCAUCUGUCUCUUUCUUCUCGUCGACCUCGAGCUUUUCUUCGUCUAGUCUCGAGCUCCCGUAUACUUGUGUUCUUCGCUUGGAUUUUCACGGUGACCACUGUGUGUUUGGAGGGGGUGGAUGUUGUAGUCUUUGUGAUCUGGGAGCUAGUCAUCUUAGCAUUCUUAGUGUUCUCGGCGGUUUCCUUGUACUUCAAGCGAUUGCAACUCGCGUUCAUCUUGGUAUGUGUCACUUUGCUACUAUAUGUUUGCAUGAAGAUCACAAAGAAAGUGAGAUCAGCCAGGAAGAAGAAGCGAAGGAUGCUUCUUCCACUAUCUAUCCACAAAAAUCACUUACUGUACCAAUCGCGCGUUUAAUGGAUGAAGAUGACAGUUAUGCUAACGGCCAGGCUUCAGAGAACCACAAACAUCAAGAUGCGCAAAAUACG
Molecule: messenger RNA, 542 nt
Organism: Thlaspi arvense
Lineage: Eukaryota; Viridiplantae; Streptophyta; Magnoliopsida; Brassicales; Brassicaceae
Source: the annotation of a GenBank genome assembly